AUGACGACCUACUUAUAUGAAUUACCGACUACCGGUGCUAUAUCUUUCAGCGAUUUCUGUGUUGAUAAAACGGCGUCCUAUGCCAUGAAUAUUUCCGAUGCAACUCAGGCUCGGGCCAACCUUCGCGCUGCUUUGAAGGAAAGCAAACGUGCUGAAGGAGAGAAGGACUUCCUCCGACUCGUCGUUGAUGAAUAUCUGCCUCAUUUGUACGGCAUCAAAGCCUGCUUCGAUGCAGAAGAGAUUGUCCUGUCAUCUGAGCCUGUAUUCAGCUGGAGAUCGACUCUCUCAGCGAAUUUGUUCAACUCCUCCCCUCGUCAAUCCGUGCCUUCCUUACAUGCCGAUCUCGCGUUCACCUUAUUAACAUACGCAUUUGUGCUAUCCAACCUUGCACGUUCAACUGUUACUUCUCUUGGGAAUUACGAGUUUGAACGAACCAUAUCUGAGAUGGAGCGGAAAACAAAGGAUGAGAAACUUAACUUUGCGGUGACACUCCUAUGUCGAGCGAAUGGAGUCUUCAAAUAUCUGAGCGAGACGGUGCUUCCUGAAUGGGAUAAGGAUGAAUCGUCGCUUCAGAAUAGACCACCCGAUGCCACCCAACAGGUUACUAACGCCCUGGCAAAGAUGUCUUUGGCCGACGCACAGCAACUCGCAAUCAGGAAGCUCCUCUCAAAGUCCGCAUUCGAUAGCACGCUCUCACCAGGUCCACCCCUUCCGAAGUCGCACCCGUCUCCCUCGCUCAUUGCCAAGCUCUUCCUUGAAUGCUCUACCUUAUACGCCUCUGCUCGUGCGCUUGCCAAGACUCCGGGCCGCGAGGGUGACGAGGUGGCACCAGGAUUGCGCCAUUAUCUAGCUGAUGCAGCAUCACUCUGUAGCGCACUUGCACACAAAUGGCUGGGAGUUGACGCGGGUGAAAACGGUGGUGCUUCCCGUGGAGGUGUAGCAGUAGCAUUCCUGGGUUGGGCGAAGACUGAGCUGGAAGAACUCCGUGACGGCCGACGAAAACUCGGUGGUGUUAGCCUCGACAAAGACAAGCGCGAAAUCCGUGGGCGAAUGAAGGACCGUGUCACAGACGAACUGGACAGUGUUGUAGUAUUCUGGAAACACUACAAGAAAAUGAAUGAUUCGCUGCACUUCCAACCCGUUCCACCUACCUCAGAGUUACAGUCACUCAUCCCAGCUGGUAGGGCGGCCGUGGCAUCGAAGCCCUUCGUGCCCCCAGUCUCGGCAUUCGGACCCCGGUCUGUCGAGUACGUACGACACCAGGCAGAAUUACUAGAACUUAGUUCCGAGAAUGCCAGUACUGUAGAGCGGGACCAAACCUCGCCGGAUCAAACAUCUAUUGGAUCAAAGUCUCCUUCCUAUGCCGGAGCUGGUUCUUAUUUUUAG
Fomitiporia mediterranea MF3/22 is the source of this 1386-nucleotide messenger RNA. RefSeq lists its product as uncharacterized. The coding region runs from base 1 to 1386 and encodes 461 amino acids. Lineage: Eukaryota; Fungi; Basidiomycota; Agaricomycetes; Hymenochaetales; Hymenochaetaceae. The record is from RefSeq and is a predicted model, not a curated record. Gene Ontology annotation, cellular component: plasma membrane. Gene Ontology annotation, biological process: cellular response to pH. The transcript has 4 exons.